AUGGCAGCGGUUGACUGUCGUGUCGGCCGCCAACUAUACAUGAAAUUCGAAGACGUCGAGCUAUCCCUCGAGAGUGAAGGGACAGAGGAGCCGGUCACCAAUGUCGUUAUUCGUGUGAUUGUCAAGUACGAGAAAGGCGAGAAGUUCUCCGUCGACAAUCGCACACGCUGUGCCAUUAUCUUCAAGUAUUUUGAGUCUCCAUCUCGCGAGAUCAGCUGGUCCGCUACGUUUCGAUCUUGGGACCUUAACGCCGCGGAUAUCAUUCUCCUCUUGAUGGCACACAGUCUCAGACACGGGCUAUUCUUGGAUGGUAGCACGCUUGAGGAGGUCCUCCACGCCGCGUACCUCCGCAGGGAUCGCCGACUUCGGUGGAAAUGUCCCACAUAUCCUUUGGUGUUGGCCAUUGACGGGAGAAACUGGGGUAAGCUGGUGAUUCAGAAACCGGCUACUUACCAACAAGUCCAUUCCACGUUCGAAAAAAAGGGUGAUUUAGCUGGAUAUCUUAAUUACCUUCGGAUCCAUGAUAUGAGAAGGGAGGGGGGGGCCCACGACCUCGCCGAUGUCGAUCCAGGACUGAUGCGCACUGCACACGAAGGCAUAGCUCGAGCACAGGGUUAUAGCAGUGUGAAAAUGAGUAAGGGUGAUAACAAGCAGCAAGACGAAGAUCUUGUUACGCAUAAAGCACUACUCAAAGAUACUGCUGUUGAUCGGCUACUGGUACAGUAUAUUCGUGAGAAUCAGGAUGAGUCAAUCAGAGAAUCUGGAUAUCCUCUCGAUUUCUACUUGGGUGUAUCGCCACCGCCGAGUGAUAAGGCUCCUUACAAUGAAUGGCAGCAUGUUCGGGAGAGGGCUGGACGUCGAGUUAAUCGUAUUUAUCGCACCCAGCAAAGAGAUGAUCCAGGACAUCCAGCCACUAUCACUCACAAACCGCCAUACAACGAUUAUGUUCGCAAGCCCAUCCUAGCCUCAGGCAUUCCCAAUUCGUCUUCAACCUCUAUACAGGUACCUCUUUCUCUACAGCCACUUCGUCGGUCAGGUCGUCAGUCAGAUACAACACUGAACACUGAGGCAAGCAAUACCAUGCGACCUCCAUUGCUUGAGGACCAUACACUUGUUGAAGAUGAUCUCGAGGAGGCUGCUUCGUCGGAAGAUGAUUUUGAGGACUCUGCUUCGAUAGAAGCCGAUCUCGAGGAUACUACUCUGAUGGAAGAUGAUCUCGAAGCCAACAACCCCAAUAGUUCGUCUGCUUCUACGCUGACCAUAUUUGAAAGUCUCAGACAGGAUCCUGCGUCCAAGAAGGACAACGACAAGAAUGUUCUAUUGGAGGACAGCAUGGACAUGAUUUCGUCAUCUCUGCAAACACCCCUCGUUGACGAGACUACGCAGGCCACCGACCCGUUCCUACUGAGUGGAACUGACUGGGUUCUUUAUCUUUCUCGAUACAAUAUGGUCGGUUACAACCGCGGCCGCAAUAUCGAUAUCGCGGAAGCACACAUUGCAACUCGCGUCGAGUCUGAUAAUACCCGGGAUGCGCCGUCUCUAAUGGUAUUCCGGUGUUCAAACUGUCCAUUCGUCGCAACAUCCCAUCUAUAUUAUGAAAACCACCCCGAAAAAUGUCUUGAUAAUAUCGAAAAGGCGGGAAAAGAAGCUAUUAAUGGAAAGCGUAGCCACCACCUCCGUCGAAUAAGAAGCCAUUCCCUUGCCCACACGUCGCCCUGGGUAUAG
Molecule: messenger RNA, 1725 nt
Organism: Exophiala bonariae
Lineage: Eukaryota; Fungi; Ascomycota; Eurotiomycetes; Chaetothyriales; Herpotrichiellaceae
Exons: 5
Coding region: 1-1725 (574 amino acids)
Source: RefSeq, a predicted model, not a curated record